AUGGCGACCUCACUCUCUUCCCUGUCCUCGAUUCUGAACCAACCACGGCAUGUCGUUUUGCUCCAGAAGCCAUGUCGUUUCGCUCUGAGACUCCUCAGUUGGAAGCCGGCAGAAGCUUCCGGAAUCCGAUGCUACCACCGGCAGCGGACCAGUACUAGGCUCCAAAGACGGAGUCUUGGCUCCAGAAGCUUCUCGAGCUCCAGCUCUUCUCUUCCGAGCCACUCCGACGGCCCCAGCCUCCGCCACUUCGUCGCUCAGGCCGCCGCAGUCACCGCCUCCAAACCUCAGCCCCAGAAUGUGAUAGCUCCUCUGCCGAUAGGGCGAAUCUACCACGAGACGUAUGGGUGUCAGAUGAAUAUAAAUGACAUGGAGAUUGUUCUGUCGAUUAUGAAGGAGGCUGGAUAUAGUGAAGUUGUGGACGUUCCUGAGAAUGCAGAGGUUAUUUUCAUUAAUACAUGUGCGAUCAGGGACAAUGCAGAACAGAAGGUGUGGCAGCGGCUUAAUUACUUUUGGUUUCUUAAGAGGCAUUGGAAGAGCAAUGUUAAGAUAGGGAGGUCGCAGUCCACACGCCCUCCGAAAGUUGUGGUUUUGGGAUGUAUGGCGGAGAGGUUGAAGGACAAGAUACUAGAUGCAGAUAAAAUGGUCGAUGUGGUCUGUGGACCUGAUGCGUACAGGGACUUGCCGCGGCUAUUGCAAGAUGUGGACUACGGUCAGAAAGGGAUUAAUACUCUUCUUUCAUUGGAAGAGACUUACGCUGAUAUUAGUCCAGUUCGAAUCUCCAAGAAUUCAAUCAGUGCUUUCGUUUCUGUUAUGAGGGGUUGCAACAAUAUGUGCUCAUUUUGUAUUGUUCCUUUCACAAGAGGCAGAGAGCGGUCACGUCCUGUGGAAUCAAUUGUCAGGGAGGUGGGAGAGCUUUGGCAAGAAGGUGUGAAAGAGGUAACACUGCUAGGCCAGAAUGUAAAUAGCUAUAAUGAUGCCUCUGAGUAUGAAAAGGAAGCUGAAGCAGGAACUAGUUGGAACUACAGUGAAGGAUUUUCCAGCUUGUGCAAGGUGAAAAAAGUAGGUUCACGUUUUGCUGAUCUCUUGGAUCGGCUUUCCACAGAGUUUCCAGAGAUGAGAUUCAGAUACACAUCCCCCCACCCUAAAGAUUUCCCUGAUGAGUUGCUCUAUAUAAUGCGAGACAGACACAAUAUUUGCAACUAUAUCCAUUUGCCAGCUCAAAGUGGUAGUAGCAGAGUUAUAGAAAGAAUGCGACGGGGCUAUACCCGUGAGGCAUACUUAGAUCUUGUGCAAAAGAUACGGAGGAUAAUUCCAGAUGUCGGCAUCAGCAGUGAUUUCAUAUGUGGAUUUUGUGGGGAGACUGAGGAGGACCAUGAAGAGACAAUAAGCCUUGUAAAGGCUGUUGGAUAUGAUAUGGCUUACAUGUUUGCAUAUAGCAUGAGAGAGAAGACCCAUGCAAAUAGAAACUAUGAUGAUGAUGUUCCGGAGAAAGUGAAGCAGAGGAGGCUGACUGAACUUAUUGAAGCUUUCCGUGAGAGCACAGGUCAGUGCUAUGACUCACAGGUGGGAACUACCCAGCUUGUAUUAGUAGAAGGACCCAAUAAGAGAGCUCCGGAUACAGAACUAAUUGGCAAGAGCGACAGAGGUCAUAGAGUUUCUUUUGUCAAUGUGCCGUUACCAGAUCGAGAUGCUGAUUCAAAUGAGGAACGGAAUCCCAAAGUGGGUGAUUAUGUUGAAGUUCGUAUACAGAAAUCUUCAAGAGCGUCACUCUAUGGAGAGGCAAUUGCUAUAAGUAAAUUGAGCACUUUUUACAACAUCGUGAAUGAAGAAGCUCUUGCUUGUGCGAGUAGUUGAGCUGUUUGGGAAUGUACCAGCGUAAUUUAACUUUAUAUAUCACUACAGAAUUUCAUGUUUAUCAAUGGUUGAGGCAUAUGGAUCAGCUUCUCGCUGUAGUGUUGAGAAUCAAGGAUGAUUGGUUCAAAAUGAUGCUUUUUGUUCCCAUGGUGACUCUUUCGGAGUAUAUCUUUGGAUGCUAACAAGUGACAGCCUCCAACUUCAAAAUAGUUUAGAGUUCUACUACAGCGUGUUGAUGUGAUAUAAAAGUUGAUGCAUUUUUAUAUCACAUUAAUUUUGAUUUGGUUUGAUGAAUAUGAAUUCAGAGAUAAAUACCUCUUCAAAGAUCAUUGCACUGGGCAUAAAGUUUGCUUAGUUAUCUGAAUUAUAGAAAAUGAUCAAAAUGAUCGAUCCUGUUCUUGGUGUAAAACUGUAAAUUAUGAGCAUCA
Messenger RNA from Fragaria vesca subsp. vesca, 2282 nucleotides. Its product is annotated as CDK5RAP1-like protein-like. The transcript has 3 exons. Gene Ontology annotation, biological process: negative regulation of cyclin-dependent protein serine/threonine kinase activity; tRNA modification. Bases 1 to 1854 code for a protein of 617 amino acids. NCBI's taxonomy places the organism in Eukaryota, Viridiplantae, Streptophyta, Magnoliopsida, Rosales, Rosaceae. The record is from RefSeq and is a predicted model, not a curated record. Gene Ontology annotation, molecular function: 4 iron, 4 sulfur cluster binding; tRNA-2-methylthio-N(6)-dimethylallyladenosine(37) synthase activity. Gene Ontology annotation, cellular component: cytosol; mitochondrion.